CAGCAUCCACUGAGUAAGGUAACGUGUGUGCAAGCAAGAGUAGGUUAAUUCUUGCUACUUGCUCUGUAGCUAAAGGGAUCUUUCCUCCCGUCAGCUCUCUGCUAUUGGAUUUACCUGGAGAAUAAGCACAGAAUAGAAAGGGUGAUUUUAAGGAAGCAAAAGUGUGAUAGAAAAGGCAACCAUGGCCAGGCUGAACUGGUGUCUGGCAGCAGUGAUUAGCUGGGGGAAGUUCCUCUUCUCUUGUUUCUUUCCAUUGAGAGCAGCUAGGAGAGAUAAGCCAGAAGACUUUGAGGCUGUUCAUUCCCACACCUUCAAGGCUAAGACCUUUAAAAAGGCCAAGAGUUGUGCAGUAUGCAAGCAGGCUUUGACGAAGGAGGGCCUGGUCUGCAAAGCGUGCAAGUUGUCCUGCCAUAAGAAAUGUGAGGUAAAGGUAGCCACAGCCUGUGAAUCUACAGCUGCUACUACAACUACUACAACAACAACAACAACUACUACAACUAACUACAAUCAGGGUUCUACAAAGUCUCCCAAAAUGGACUCGAAACGAAGACCAUCCAGGACCCUAAGUCUGAUGCAAAAAAUGGAGGAAAGUAAUGAGGUGGACCUGGUCUACAUCACAGAACGCAUCAUUGCUCUGUCCUUCCCUGGUGCAACAGAGGAGCAUAGAUACAGUGUACACCUGAGGGAGGUGACCAGCAUGCUCCGUUCUAAACACCAGCAGCACUAUCUACUGCUUAAUCUCAGUGAACAGAGGCAUGACAUCACCAAGCAGAACCCAAGGGUGCUGGACUUUGGUUGGCCCGAUCAUCAUGCUCCUUCUCUAGACAAAAUUUGCAGUAUCUGUAAAGCCAUGGACACCUGGCUUAAUGCAGACCCUCACAAUGUGGUGGUACUUCACAACAAGGGAAAUUGGGGGAGAACUGGUGUUGUGGUGGGUGCCUAUAUGCACUACAGUAACUUAUCAGCCAGUGCUGACCAGGCACUAGACAGGUUUGCCAUGAAGCAUUUUUAUGAAGAUAAAGCCAUGCACAUGGGCCAGCCUUCCCAGAGGAGAUAUGUGCAUUACUUCGCUGGUCUCCUUUCUGGCCACAUAAAAAUCAACAACAAGCCCCUGUUCCUUCAUCAUGUCAUCAUGCAUGGUGUACCUAAUUUUGAGUCUAAAGGAGGUUGCCGACCCUUCCUCAAAAUCUAUCAAGCAAUGCAGCCCGUGUACACAUCUGGAAUUUAUUCAGAGAUGGGCAACUUCGUGCUAUAUACACUUCUUGGAAUCAGGACUGAAUUUGAAUUAGAUUUUCCAUUGGGCUUGAAAGUAGAUUUUGCUCAAGGUCCAGUAGACUGCAGCCUUUACUUCCGGGUUCAGAAGAAAGACUCCCUUGAGGGAAUUGUGUCUGCCAAUGGUGCUUAUUCAACUGACCGUGCUCCUCCUGUAGUUGAACAUGCACUUCCUCUUCCGGUUGCCAACCAUCCACUACCAGCUGCAGACCACGCCCUUUCUGUCAGCAGUGACUCAGGAAACUCUACUGCUUCUGUUAAGACAGACCGCACAGAUGAUGCUCAACAGUCUUUGUCAUCCUCAGGGCCUGUGAGCCAAGCUCCCCCCGAGACUGCAAUUAGCCCUUGUGAGAACCGAGAGUUGGAACAGCUUCUGAGUGGGUCAGAGGGACCACCACUUCUCCCUCAUCAGAAUUUCCUCUCUUUUGCCAACACAAGCCCAGGGGUUGGAGUGCGGCACCUUGUGCCUGCCCAGGUCCACGUUAACGGACAAGCAGGUGCUGAGCAAGAAACUGACAUUAUUGAGUACGAGUUACCAGAAAGCCAAGUGGGAGAUAACAGUGCAGGCAGUCUUGGCACAUUCUCCUCUUUUGAGGGUCAAAAUACACCAGCUGACAGCAAACCAGUCUCUGAGUCCACCGUAGUAGAAGUAGACAGGCAACGUGGGAAUUUCCUAGAGCGGAGGCCUAAAAAGGAGAUGCCUGUGCACCAGCUUCGAGGGUCAUCAUCAGCACAUGGACUGAUAGAGUACAGUGGGCAGAACGAAGGAAUGUAUCGCUCACAGUCAUAUGGUGGCCUGAUGCUGGAUGGAGGACUUCGGUACUUGCCACAAGCUCCUGAACGUAACACCAGUAGCCGAGAUGCAGUGCAACGAGGGCUCAGUGCUUGGCAUCAAUAUGGUCUUGUGGAUGACCCCUUCUUUGGCUCAGAUAGUGCCCUUCCGAACUUCCCAACUCGUGGAGGUGGAUCACAGCAGGAUCUAGAACAGUCUAUAGAUGCCCUAAGCAUGCUCAUGCUUGACUUGGAGCCUUCACAUACACCAUUUCCCAAAUCUCAGAGUGCUCCCGCAGGUGAGAACAUCUCAGCUUUCCAACCACCCUUUGCCCAGACACUAGUCAGACCUUCCUACCAGGCUGACCAGGCCAUCUAUAGUGUCACUGGUGGCCCACCUCUCUCUUCCUCUGCCAGUUUUGGACAGUCCUCACAAAGAUCAUCACCUGCUUACCCAAUGACUCCACUAUCUGAGCAUCAUCAGAGGGGUUACCAGUCCCCUCAGGCCCUUUCACCUAUCUAUCAGCAAGAUCCCUACAGUAUCCGUGGAGGUUCAGUCACAACACCAUCCCCAACUUUAUCCCUCCCAUCUCCAAUCAAGCCCCAGUAUGUCUACCCAGGAAGCAGAGAGGUGUCUUACUCUCCAGACCUUCAGGGUACAUUCCCAGGCCCUCAAAAAAGCUACAGCACAUCGUCAUCCCCACUCCCCUCAGUUACCAUUGUAAAAGAACCUGAGCCAAAGUCUGAGGAGGAGAUCCUAAACCUUGAGGGACUUGUCGCCCACCGUGUGGCAGAGUACAACGCCCGCAUCCGGGGCAUCUCAAAGAGCAUGUCCUUCCAGCCCGAACAUCAUCGUUCCUAUUCCUUUUCUGGAACACAUUCGCGUACAGUAACCCCAGAUGAAGCCAUGCCAACUAUGCGCCGACGAACCACCAGUGAAAGCCAGUACCUCAGCAGCCAAAAUGACAGUGCAGCCCACAGGGUGUGCUCUCCACUGAAACCUGUCUCUCCAGACUUUGCCAACACAAUUGCAAUGAACCCAGGUGGACAACCCAAGGAGAAAACUGUGCAUAGCUACAGGGAGGCCUUUGAGGAGAUGGAAUCAGCUCCUUUUAAUCCUACCCACAGUAGUGCUGGCCGUUCUGGUCAGGCCGCUCUUUCAGCCACAGGACUGAAGGCACAGAACCCUACAGAAGCUCUGGUACAACAAAGCAGUUCAGAUUCUGAUUCUAGUGAUGAUAUAGAAGAGCAACAUGGUUUUGUGGGAAAAGGAGACAGAGGAGGAGGAUUGAUUUCUCCUUUGCAGUAUCAAUACUCUCCUGCUUUUGAAAGACCAGUUGCUCCUGCCCACAGUUUCAACCCACCUCAAGCAGUUAACAAUGCUAGUUCUGAUAGUUUUGGAAGGCAGUCUGCCUUUGCAUCAUUUCCAUCUGAGCCUGUCCGGGCUCCUCUCUUCCCAGACACCUUUACUUACCUUAACCCUGAUGAGGCCACAGUUAACAUUGUGGGUGUUCAUCACAUCCCAGGAAGCCCCAACACACUCCACCGUACAGUUGCCACCAAUACACCCCCAAGCCCUGCCCUUCACCGUAGGCUUGGUGGUCCAAGUAGCCCUGCUUUUGGGCGACGUCUACCAACAGCCAAUGGCGGCAGUGAACCAACCACUCCCAACAGCCCUCUUUUGGGUCGCAGUGGCAAGUUCAUCCCACCAAGCCCUGUACUAGACCGCCACCACUCACCUGCUCCAGUUGCCUCUAGCCCAGAACACAAAGCCCCACCUAGGGGUCAGGCCACUCCAGAUGAGAGACAUGGGGCAGAGUCCAGGCAAAGCACCAAUUCUUUGGUUCAGCCUGGCCUUGCUUCCCCUUUAUUUCACCUAGAGCAAUCCUGUAGCCCCUCACUGUUCUUGCCCCUGGAUGUAACAGCGGGAUCCAUCGCAGAGAAUUCUAAAAGUGUUCCAACAGAGGGCAUUGAAAGUAGGAAAGCUCCCACUCCUACACAAGUGCCACCACAAGGAGCUGCGCUUGCCUCAAUAUAUGCCGAUGGACCUCCAGAUAUUAGAAUCAAUAUCAAAUUUGUUCAAGAUACAUCCAAAUUUUGGUACAAACCAGAAAUCUCAAGGGAACAAGCCAUCUGUAUUCUUAAAGAUCGUGAACCAGGAGCAUUUGUCAUUCGAGACAGUAACUCAUUCAGAGGAGCAUAUGGCUUGGCCAUGAAAGUAGCCUCUCCCCCUCCAAUGGUGCAGCAGAAGAAAGUUGGAGACAUCACAAAUGAGUUGGUACGACACUUCUUGAUUGAAACCAGUGCCAAGGGCGUGAGACUUAAGGGUUGCCCAAACGAGCCCUACUUUGGAUGUCUUUCUGCUCUCGUUUAUCAACACGCCAUGACACCUCUGGCUCUUCCAUGCAAGCUUAUGAUCCCUACAAGAGAUCCAAAUGAAGAGGCCUUGGAGCUAGCAACACCAACAAGUUCAACUAUCGAUUUAUUAAAGCAGGGAGCAGGACCUCCUAAACCUACUGAAGAUUUUUAUGCAUGUAAUGUUUUGUACAUAAACUCUGUGGAUAUGGAGUCACUGACUGGUCCACAGGCUGUGGCCAAAGCCAUCACUGAAACACUUGCUGCCAAAUCCUCUCCUACAGCAACCAUUGUCCACUUCAAAGUGUCGACACAGGGCAUCACACUCACUGACAAUCAGAGGAAGAUUUUUUUCCGUCGUCAUUACCCAGUCAACAUGAUCACUUACUGUAAUUUGGACUCACAAGACAGAAAGUGGAAUAAAGCAGAGGGUGGUGUAGCAAAACUUUUUGGGUUUGUGGCUCGAAAACAAGGAAGCACAACUGAUAAUGUGAGUCAUCUGUUUGCUGAGCUGGAACCAGACCAGCCUGCUUCAACCAUUGUCCAUUUUGUCUCCAAAUUCAUGCUGAACACCCAGAAACCUUGAGUGACCACCUAGCAACCAUCUUGGUUUCUCCACGUGUCUGAAUUUUCUCACCAAAGAGGAUUUGGUUAUACUUAUUUUUCCAGAGUGGAUUAUUCUUUUUACAUACAUUAUUACUUUCUUUUUUGUUUAAUAACUCUGGUGGUUGGGCUCUUACUCUUUCUUCUUUGUGAAGAUUUGAAAAUUAUGCUGUUUUUUUAGGUGAAGAUCUUGCUGAAAAAUAAAGCAGAUUAAGAAUAUGUCAGGGUUAAAGUACUGUAGUAAGUGUAAAUGACUGGGAUAAAAGUUGUCCCUAUGGCCUUCUUCAUUAGGAGGCAGGAUUUUACAAUAAAGAAUACAAAUAAUAAAAUACAAAUAAUAUGCCAACAUUGUGAUAGAACAACCAAAGGUAGAGUUCAGAAAAAAAUUGUCUGAGAAUUAUUUACUUUUUAUUUUAUAAAAAAAAAAGAAAGAAAAAAAAGAUCAGAUCAGACAAGUCAAAAACUCCAAAUUCUUCUUUCUGUGUCCUGUGAAAAGUAUGAAGAAGCCAUUUUGCAUGUUUGCUUGCAAGAAUCAUAAGAGUAAGUUAUUGUCUCUGAAUUCAGAGGACUUUAGUUUACUCCGCUGUUACUCAGAAAAGAAUUUUGCAGAAUUUAGCUUUUCACUUCAAAUAACAGACCAAAUCUGUUGAAAUAAAUGAAAAAAGUGGUCUAAAAAAUGGCAGAAAAUCACUUUGCCAAAUUGAUCACCACAUGAAGACUUGCUACAUUUUCCUGUGGACAUGGAACUAGCAACUACGCUGCAGUCACUGGAAACUUUAUGCUGAAAUUCCAUAUUCAUAUGGAUAGUAAAAAAAAACACACUGGCUCUACCUACAAAUGUCCUAUGUGUUGGGUAGUAGAUGUUAAGCUUUCACUGAACUGUGCUCAACAUCCCAUUCACAGCUUUGCCCCAGUCAGUGACAAAAAUAAGACAACAGUUUGUUGCAUACUAUUUGAGUGCAUGGGUAGGUCCAUUUUGUACUGGUCUUUAAAAUGUAUUAUGACAAACCAUGACAUUUAAUGAAUAUUUAUUUUUGUUGCAGUAUUACUCAUGGGUAACUAAUAUUUAAAAACAGUCUAUACUCUACAGAAAAUAAACUUGACUUAAAAGUAAAAAAAAUGAAUUAUUUUAGCUAAAAUGUCAAAAUCAGGUUUUGAGAAGCUCUUGAUGUAAAAUGUAUGUUACAGUUUUUGUCUUUAUUUGAAUGUGUGUUCACUGUGUCACUGUGUUAGGCGAUUUAGAAUGAAAAGGCAUGAAUGUGGAUGAAACUGAAAAAAAUAUUUUAGAUUAAAAAAAAACAAUAUAUGUAUAGAAAUUUGCCACGAGUGCUGUAAUUAUGUGUGUGAUUAAAAUAGCUCCUGGAUUGAUAUGGAUUAUGUUAUUGGUCAAAGGGAGGUCAGCUAUUUGCUGUUUUCUGUGGAAAUGUAAAAGAGGCAGUGUAACAAUAUGUUUACCAAAAGUAUAUAGAAUUUCAUGUAAUGCACUUUCCAUCCUGUCAAGGACUAGGUUGUUAUAGUAGGUUCAUUCUCUGUUCACCAUCAUUAAGUGCUUUAUAAUCAUAGAUGGGGCAAAAGAGAUUGAAUAUUU
Messenger RNA from Sinocyclocheilus grahami, 6589 nucleotides. RefSeq names its product tensin-1-like. The transcript has 32 exons. Lineage: Eukaryota; Metazoa; Chordata; Actinopteri; Cypriniformes; Cyprinidae. Gene Ontology annotation, biological process: fibroblast migration. The record is from RefSeq and is a predicted model, not a curated record. Gene Ontology annotation, cellular component: focal adhesion. The coding region runs from base 182 to 4984 and encodes 1600 amino acids. Gene Ontology annotation, molecular function: protein binding.